Messenger RNA from Phialemonium atrogriseum, 2172 nucleotides. Its product is annotated as Sodium:solute symporter family-domain-containing protein. Gene Ontology annotation, biological process: urea transmembrane transport. Gene Ontology annotation, molecular function: urea transmembrane transporter activity. NCBI's taxonomy places the organism in Eukaryota, Fungi, Ascomycota, Sordariomycetes, Cephalothecales, Cephalothecaceae. The transcript has 5 exons. The coding region runs from base 1 to 2172 and encodes 723 amino acids. Gene Ontology annotation, cellular component: plasma membrane. The record is from RefSeq and is a predicted model, not a curated record.
AUGGCGGAAAUCCAACUAGGUGUAUCAGGUGUAACCCUGGUCCCUCAAGCGACGGGCUAUGGCCUGCUCGUCGGCCUCGGCGUGGCCUUUUGCGGGGUGAUUCUGGUCGCCAUCAAGGUCCAGAGGGCCUAUCUCGCCGAGGACUCGGCGACAUCCGAGAUGUUCAUGGUUGCCAACAGAUCCGUUGGAACCGGGCUGACUGCGUCGGCUGUGUUCUCGUCGUGGAUGUGGAUUAAUGAGACGGUGUUCUCGGCAGCCAUGUGUUAUCGGUUUGGGCUGGCCGUUCCUCUGUGGUGGGCAACUGGUCUUUGCUUUCAGAUAGCCCUGAUGGCGGCUCUAGGGGUUUUGGCCAAGAUCCGGGUCCCCUAUGCUCAUACGUCCCUGGAGAUCAUACGAAUCCGCUAUGGCAAGAUUGGACACAUCGUAUUCAUUCUGCUAAACCUAUCCAACAACGUAUUUGGAUGCGCCUCGAUGAUUCUCACAGGCUCGCAAGUGAUAUUUGGGAUCUCGGGAAUGCACUUUGUCGCCGCCACCAUCCUCAUCCCACUUGGAGUGGUGCUAUACACAGCAGUCGGUGGUCUCAAAGCCACAUUCCUUACCGAUUACCUCCAUACCACCAUUGCCCUCGUGCUUAUCAUCUACUUCACCCUCAGCAUCCUGACCCACGAGGCAGUUGGUGGGCUGGGCGGGCUCUACGACAAGGUGGUGGCAACGGCUGCCGACAACUACAUCCCGGGAAACCAUCAGGGGUCGCUCCUCACCAUGAAAUCAAAGGAUGCCAUCAUCUGGGGCUUGAUCCUCAAAUUUGGAAAUCUGGCUCUCGUGGUCAUGGACACUGCGUUCUGGCAAAAGUCCUUCGCCACAGAAGUUCGUGCAACUGUCCCGGGCUACAACUUGGCUGCACUCGCCAUAUUCGGCAUUCCAUGGGGGCUCGGAACCGUCAUCGGACUGACCGCAAGGGCCAUUCACAAUACGCCCAUCUUCCCAACCUAUCCAGGCGAAUUCACAUCUGCGCAAGUAAACGCCGGAUUUGUCAUGCCUUACACGAUCAAGGCGCUCAUCGGUGACCAAGGCAUCGUCGCUUUCUUUGUCCUUCUCUUCAUGGCUCUGACUAGCACUGUGUCGUCGUCGAUGAUCGCCGUCAGCAGCAUCCUCUCGUUCGAUAUCUACAAAACCUAUAUCAACCCGAAGGCGACGGACAAGAGGCUUCUUCGCGUUAGCCAUAUUGCCGUUGUCUUCCAUGCCAUCUUCAUCACGGCAAUCUCGUUGGUGCUGAACUACGGCGGCGCCGAUAUGACUUGGAUCGGCUAUUUCCGGCCCAUCCUCUCCUGUCCUGGGAUCAUCCCCCUGGCUCUCACACUCUGUUGGUCCCGUCAGACUCGCCUGGCAGCGAUCGUGUCACCAAUGCUAGGCUUCGUCACGGGCCUUGCUAUUUGGCUGGGGACGGCAAAGUCUCUGUACGGCACGAUUAAUCUGAAGACGACCGAGGCUGGCUUACCGGCUCUCUACGGGGCCAUGGGAUCUUUCUUCUCUCCUGCUCUCUACUCGGUUGUCAUCUCACUGUGCUACAAGCCCUACAAGUUUGACUGGCGAGAAUUUCUCCGCAUUGAGCUUGCGGACGAAGCCCAGCUCCAUGCGCCCGCACCCGAGGACGCCGUUCCGCUCAGCGGCGCGGAGAAGGAUGCCGUCCAGAAAGCCAAAGGGGCCACCUCUUCUAAAGGGGUGGAUCAGAUUCUUGAGUUUUCAGCAUCAGAGAUGGUCGAGUCAUCUUCCGAUCCCGAACGCGAUCCUGUCACCGAUGAUGAAAAGUAUCCAGUUGCGGUUGCGAUAGAUCCCAUCACAGUAUUAACCGAGGUCAGUCUCGACGACAUCCGACAUCCAUUCAGCGAUGAGACGCUACGAGACCUUCACCGAUGGUAUCGCAUUGCAUGGAUCAUUUGGAUCGCAAUCGUGCUGGUUACGUUUAUUCUCUGGCCCAUGCCACUCUACCGAGACUACAUCUUCUCCAAGCGCUUUUUCUCCAGCUGGACGACGGUCGCCAUUAUAUGGCAAUUCUUUGCUUUCUUUGCAGUGGCCGUCUAUCCUCUUUAUGAUGGGCGGUAUGAGAUCCUCAAGGGCACACGGGGCGUGUGGAACUCUGCAAGAGCAUACCUUAACCGGAACAAAGAUUGA